Messenger RNA from Pieris macdunnoughi, 330 nucleotides. The record is from the annotation of a GenBank genome assembly. Lineage: Eukaryota; Metazoa; Arthropoda; Insecta; Lepidoptera; Pieridae.
AUGAGAUUUUCGCGAUUGCCGCGUCUCGAUAUUUUCCCCGAAAAACUUUUGCCCGCGUUUACCAAUUACGCGGAUAGCGUCCACGAAAGAUCGCACCCGAAAGCCGAAGCGCGUGCCGGCCGCGCUGGCGUCAUCGCGUGCCCCGGCCCCCGCUCCGCAAGGUCAAGGUACUUAUUGUUCUUUCUGGUCAACCGAACAUCUCAAAAGUCCACUCUACAGCUGAUCUGUAUACCGCGACAACCAGUCCCUUACAAAGAUUUGACCUUACAUAGCAAAGAUUACGUGGAUCGAUCGACAUUGUUUACACUAAGCUGCCAGGGGCAACAGUAA